AUGGCAACAACACCAACCUUGCAAAACGCUUCAUCCAAAAAGCGUCGCUUCCAAUCCCCCAUAACCAGCUACUUUACGACCUCCACAACCCAAGAAAAUAGUGACCUGUCAUACCAAAACUAUUCAGCGCCCACAAACACACCAACCCCGACCAUUCCAUCCAACAUUCUCUCAUCGCUCCUCGGCGUAGGCGCUCGAGUCCGGAAAUCCGUUCCAGAGGGUUACAAGACCGAACAGAAGAAAUUGACAGCUUACACGAUACCCGUGAAGACGAACUCGGCGUCGCGAUCAACGACAACGACGACAACAGUAUACAGCGAAUUACAGCCGUUUUGUGGAAUUAACAAAGUGGGAAAUUUUGCUGUGCAGACUUUCCCGCGACCAGAUGAAGAUUAUAGAAGUGAGGAAAUGAUGCGUGUUGAUGAGUUGGAGAAUGUCUCUAUGCCGUCUAGCAGUCAAGAGUCGAAUGCGUCGUUUUCUUCGGCAAAUAACAAGAGGACACUUGAGCCUGAUAUUGAAGAAGAUGAUGAACAUGAUAACGGCUACAUUCAAGGAGGCAUUUGGCAGGAUACUUUUCCCACUAUUUCUACAUACAACACAUCAUCUUCAAAUGCCAUGUCGCGGCGGACGAUUCUUUCUCCAAGACUAGGCCAACACAGACGACGUAUAAUUGCAUAUAACCACACAAACUCACCGAAAACGCAUACCGAACAAGAAAAUGCAAACCCGCUUGCUACUUCUGUGCCAUAUGAUGGCAUGGAUAUUGAUGACUUUGGCGAGGCAGAAUUCCUGCGUCGCAGGGAGGAGGUGGAUUUUUGA
Talaromyces marneffei is the source of this 819-nucleotide messenger RNA. RefSeq lists its product as uncharacterized. Gene Ontology annotation, molecular function: ribonucleoside-diphosphate reductase inhibitor activity. Gene Ontology annotation, cellular component: cytoplasm; nucleus. The record is from RefSeq and is a predicted model, not a curated record. Bases 1 to 819 code for a protein of 272 amino acids. Lineage: Eukaryota; Fungi; Ascomycota; Eurotiomycetes; Eurotiales; Trichocomaceae. The transcript has a single exon.